CGGCCUCCGGAGUCCCCUCGCUGCGGCCGCGCUUCACCCCGCGCUGGCGACUCGGUGCCUGGCUUCUCCCCCGCCGCAGCCGCGGCGCGCCGGGGCCCUGCAGAUGGCCAGUCCUGGGCUGGAGCUGGGAGAGGUUCAGCCUCCUCCCGAGCCCCCCCAGCCUGAGCUGGCCUUCACCGAGGCUCAGAAGUGGAUCGAGCAAGUGACGGGCAGAAGUUUUGGUGAGAAAGAUUUUCGUUCUGGCUUAGAAAACGGCAUUCUUCUGUGUGAGUUGCUGAAUGCAAUAAAGCCGGGAUUGGUAAAAAAGAUCAAUAGACUACCGACCCCUAUUGCAGGUUUGGAUAAUAUCAUAUUAUUCUUAAGAGGCUGCAAAGAACUGGGACUUAAAGAAUCUCAGCUUUUUGAUCCUGGUGAUCUGCAGGACACAUCAAAUAGAGUAACCAUCAAGAACGCUGACUAUAGUAGGAAGCUGAAAAAUGUAUUAGUCACCAUUUAUUGGCUAGGGAAAGCAGCAAACAGCUGCACAUCAUACAGUGGAUCAACCCUGAACCUGAAGGAGUUUGAAGGCUUCCUGGCACAAAUGAGAAAGGAAACAGAGGAUAUUGAGAGCCCCAAGCGCAGCAUUCGUGACAGCGGCUAUAUAGACUGCUGGGACUCUGAACGCAGUGAUUCCCUCUCCCCACCUCGCCACGGCAGAGAUGAUUCCUUUGACAGUCUGGACUCCUUUGGCUCCCGCUCGCAGCAGACACCAUCUCCAGAUGUAGUGCUCAGAGGGAGUAGUGAUGGGAGAGGAAGUGACUCGGAAACUGACCUGCCACACAGAAAGAUGCCAGAUGUGAAAAAAGAUGAUAUGUUGGCGAGGCGGACCUCACACGGUGAACCUAAAUCAGCUGUGCCUUUUAACCAGUACCUCCCAAACAAGAGUAAUCAGACUUUCUAUGUACCUGCUCCGCUUCGGAAAAAGAAAGCUGAACGAGAGGAGUACCGAAAGAGCUGGAGCACAGCGACUUCACCACUAGGAGACAGACCUUUCAGCAAACCCCACCCUGAAACCAUAGAAGAAGAACUGAAUGAAACAUCGGGACUGUGUGAAAGGGAGAAAGUGGGCUCCAUGGCUCCUGAAGCAAGCUCCCUUAAAAAUCAAUUAGGUGUAAAUCAAAGUGAAGAAAACUCCACAGACCAGUCUUCUUCAUGUAGUGCAAAGGAAACAUCAGCCAAGGGGAAAGAUGUGGAAGAGAUCAGAAAGUUAAGAAGACUCGAACAAGCUGGUAUUAAGGUCAUGUCAGCAGCCCAGCGCUAUGGCAGUGUCAGUAAAACGCCAAUAUGUGAAGACAGUGGAAGCACCCCAGACAUCAUCCUUCGCAAGGACAACCCCUUCAUGACACAUUAUCAAGGAAAGGAUUCUGGUUCGGAAGAUGAAACAAACAGCAGAGUUCCUGAUUUAGAAAAGGAUGACUUUGCCACCCGGAGAGCCAGAAUGAAUCAACCCAGACACAUAGUUCCAUUUAACUCCUUUUUAGUUGGACCCUAUGCAAGUAAAGAGAAGGGUAAACGGGAAGAUGUUAAAAAGCCAUUGCAGAUGGAAAAAAAGGAACAUGCAAGAAGAAGACGGGUUCACAUGACAUCAGUAAGGCAAAUAGUUACAAGCAAAGAGAACCCACUUCUGCAAAGUGAGAAGAGUGAGUCAGAGGAGGAACAGCAGGUGAAAGAGCUUGAUAAUGAGAGAGAUGAUUUGGCGAAACGGAAAUCUCAAAGCAUCCUUCCUCAGCUACAAGAAGAUGUGCUUUUUGUCAAUGCAUCUAUAACAAAAGCAGAUCUGGAGACCUGGAAAAGAUUGAAACUGUCAGGGGAGCCCAGUGAAGAAGAUUUCAGAUGUUCCAGCAACACUCUGCCACCAACUGAUACCACGGUGAAAGCAGUAGCCUGUGAUGAUUUUGCUGUCCGCAAAACUAGAGCAAACAAAAAGUCUGGUAGCCCCAAGCAGAAGUUUGUGCAUUUUGGGCCAGUAACUGAGAUUGAUCAGCAGAAAUGGGACAAGCUCGUUAUUGGCAGAAGUUCAUCCAAGAGUGGAACAGAAGAGGAAAGCAAGAAAAAUGGUGUGGGGAGUCUCUCUGGUGUUGAAAACUCUCCUUCAACCACUGUCAGUCAUGGGUUUGCUGAACACAGCAGUGAAGUAUCUGAGCCAGAAAAUGAGUCCAGUGAGGGAGGAGUCAAGUCAGGUACAGAUGACUCUUGCAGGAAAGUUCCAUCACCUGUAGCAGCUCCUGAUGUCACCUCUGAGGAACAAACCCCACGGAGUUUGAGCAAACAGCAAGAAAGCACCAAGGAAGAAUGUGACAGGAAUUUACCAGAUGUUGAGAGAGAUGAUAUGUUGGUUAGAAGGAUGGGAACUUUUCCGAGGCAUACCACAAGCUCCAUUCCCAUAAAUUGUCCUCCCCUGUCAGUAGCUCCUUAUCUGCUGCAGCAGCAACAAGAGAAGGCUAUAACUCAUAAAAAGGAUUUGAAGAUUCUGCAGGAAGGAGAAAGUACUAUCACACAAGAAGAGAGCCAAGAACAGCUUGAAAUCCCUCAGCUGCAGAGUGAUGGAACAGAAAACAACAUGAAAUUUCCAGACCCAAAAAGAGAUGACAUGUUAGCCAGAAGAACCAGAGCUUUUCUUAAACAGCCUGGGCCCAGUGUUAAACAGUUCCUUCCCAUGCCAUUUUCAAAGCAGCAGAAUAAGCAGGGCACAGCUACAGAACUUGAGAAGAAAACCACGAGGCCUGAAAAAUGUCCACAAGGCUACACUAAUAGCUCUGGAAAACCUGCAAUAGAACCAGCUCAGGAACAGCAGCAAGGACAAGAGGACAGUCUCCCACCUACAGAACAAGAUGAGAUUAUUAGUCAUGCCCAGGUGGCUGAAGACAGCCACAAUGAUGUCCACCUUGGUCAAACAUCUAAGCUUCAGGAGGUUCCUGAGGAAAACAAAAUGGAAACACUUCCAUCCAAGGAUGAGCAUCUGCAAACAUUCGGCCCCAGAACUGCUGUGUCUGAUGACGCAGAGAGUAUGAGUAUGUUUGACAUGAGAUGUGAAGAGGAAGCUGUGGCUCAGCCUCACAGCAAAGCUCGCCAUGAGAAGCUGCAGAAUAUAAACAACCAGCUGAAAGAGGAUGAGACCAGAUGGCAAGAUGACCUGGCUCGGUGGAAAAGUCGUCGAAGGAGUGCUUCACAGGAUUUGAUUAAAAAGGAAGCUGAGAGAAAGAAAAUGGAGAGGUUAUUGGCUGGAGAUGGAAUGAAUGAGCGCAGAAAAAGCAUCAAAACCUACCGAGAAAUCGUGGAGGAGAAAGAGAGAAGGGAGCGGGAGCUUCAUGAGGCAUACAAGAAUGCAAAGACACAGGAGGAGGCUGAGAGCAUCCUCCAGCAGUACACUGAAAGAUUCACUAUCAGUGAAGCUGUCCUUGAGCGUUUGCAGAUGCCAAAAAUUCUGGAAAGAAGCCAUUCAGUGGAACCAAAUUCCCCACUGAAAGACCCAAAUCCUCUGAGAUAUUUAAGGCAGCAGUCACUUCCUGCUCCAAAAUUCACUGCCACAAUUGAAGCAACCAUUGUUCCCGCCACUGAACUAGAGCCCAGCAGUUCAACAGGACGCACAUCUCCCAGCAAAAGUGUCUCCAAGGCUGUGCCUAUGCUGACACCCAAGCCUUACUCACAACCCAAAAAUACACAGGAAGUUUUAAAGAACUUUAAGGUAGAUGGAAAAGUCAGCAUGAAUGGAGAAAAUGUCAACGGCAUGGAAGAAAAGGAUAAAGAAUGUACAACAGUAAUAUUUACUCCUUCACCAACCAGAUCUCUGAAAUUUGAUGGAGUAGCCAGAGGGGACAGGCCCCCAGUAGAGUUGAAGAAGGACCCCCCAAGUGUUGAGCUCAGUUUACAGAGGCCUGCCACUCAGAGUGUGCUCAAAGAGCCAACAGCCUCUCCGAUGGAACUGGAUGGAGCUGACAGCCUGCAAGCCGAGCCCAGCCCCAGCAGCGUGGCACCUGCCACCCCGGAGAGCCCAUCCCCAGAAGAAACCGCUUCAAGCAAGAAAGAUGUGAAGAAAGCUGAAAUAGAGCAGCAGAAGGAAGCAGAGCUCCCUCCUACACAGGAGGUGAUUAAAGCAAAAACCUUGGAAGAAAAGGGGAAUGUAGUGCUGCCAUUUUUAAAGAAACUACCUGAAACCAGCCAAGUUACUCUGCAUAAUUCUGGUCUACAAGCUGAUUCUGAUACUGGUGAUAAAUCAAAUCGUUUCAAUUUUUGGUCAUGGGAUCCAGAAGAAGAGCGAAAGCGCCAGGAAAGGUGGCAGCAUGAGCAAGAGCGCUUGCUUCAGGAGAAGUAUCAGAAGGAGCAGUACAAGCUGAAAGAGGAAUGGGAAAAGGCCCAGAGAGAAGUUGAAGAGGAGGAGCGUAGAUACUAUGAGGAGGAACGCAAAAUAAUUGAGGAUACUCUAGUUCCAUUCAUUGUUUCUUCAAACUCUGCUGAGCUCCUCUCCUCUUCUUCCUCUACCAGUGAAGGAAACAAGACAGUGAACUCAACUGAUUCAAACAGCUGUCCAGGGGAAGGCAGACAAAAAGAAGUUACAAAGCAGAAAAAGUUGCUCUGGGAGCAGGACAGCAUGUCAUCUCUGAAAAGCAAGGAAAACGAACUCUGGCAGGAAAAGAGGAGUGGAAAUAAAGGACUCUCAGGAUACCCAGAGACUGGUGUCUUGAAAGGAGGAAGUGAACAGGAGCACCACAUGCCGGUGAUGGAGCGCAGCUCACCUGCCAGACUGAAUUUGCCACUGACUCAGGAUGAGAAUGUCUCCUGCAAUCAGCAGUUGCUGACAAAGCGAUCUCCACAGUGUGCAGAGGACGUUCGGCAGAGAUCGUUCCUGGGCCAGGCUGGCGGACAGCAACCAAGCUCCGCAGGGGAAGCAAGGAGGGCAGGUUAUCAUGAGAACUUCCGAUCUGGGCCGUCAUCUCUCUGCUCUCCUGCUGCUCUGAGUCAGUCACCCAACAGGUCUGUCAGCGGGAAGAAGCUUUGUUCUACCUGUAGUCUCCCUCUUGGAAAAGGAGCCGCCAUGAUUAUUGAAACACUUGGUCUUUAUUUCCAUAUUCAGUGCUUCAGGUGUGGCGUUUGCAAGGGACAGCUGGGAGAUGCAGCAAGUGGCACAGAUGUCAGGAUUAGAAAUGGUCUUCUUAACUGCAAUGAUUGUUAUAUCCGAUCCAGAACUGCUGGACAGCCAACUACAUUGUGACAUGACUUUCAGUCCUAAUAACUUUCAAGAAGGAACUCUCUUCUCGUAUGUAUCGGCUGCCUCCAGACAAUCACUUGUAAAAGCUUGAAUCCAUGGACAUGAUGGCUCUCAUCUUGUUUUUAAAAACUCACAAAAAAGCUGCACCUGCUCCUUUGAAAUGCAAUAUGUUGGUUUUUGCUUCCUUAAGAAAUUUGCAAAAUAUAUAUGGCCAUGUUUGGAAAGGCAAAGUCUAAGUACUAUAAAAAAAACAAAACCACCUUUCUGGUCUGCUUAUGAUACCCAGUCCGUUACCCUGUUCUUUUGAAAGUAAUAAGAGAAUAAACAUGCAAUAAAGCUGUUUUUGUUUUAAUA
This is a messenger RNA of Hirundo rustica (Barn swallow), 5599 nucleotides long. RefSeq names its product LIM and calponin homology domains 1 (gene LIMCH1). NCBI's taxonomy places the organism in Eukaryota, Metazoa, Chordata, Aves, Passeriformes, Hirundinidae. The transcript has 34 exons. Bases 104 to 5248 code for a protein of 1714 amino acids. Gene Ontology annotation, cellular component: stress fiber. Gene Ontology annotation, biological process: regulation of focal adhesion assembly; actomyosin structure organization; positive regulation of stress fiber assembly. The record is from RefSeq and is a predicted model, not a curated record. Gene Ontology annotation, molecular function: actin binding; myosin II head/neck binding.